AAGUGUAGCUGGCUUUUAAUGUUUUUGGAUGAGGAUAUACUUGUUUUUCUUAUAGUCAAUACACUAAUUACAAAUAAAUUCUUAUGUGUGUUUGAGUUUCGGUUUGGCUUGAAUAGUUUCGAAUCAAAAGCAGGUCUUAUAAAAAUUGUAAUUGAAUAUUUUGAUAUUUAUGGUGAUAUUCAAGAAAACACCGUAGCAGUGACACAAAUCUGUGCUCUGAGAAUUUAACAGUGAAGUAAUUAGUAUUCCCAGUGCUCAUCUAAAACCAUUAAAAUAACAGCUAUUAGGUAUUUUUGUAGAUAACGUACAAGUUCGACAGUGUCCUUCGUGUAGAUAGUUCCUAAAGUAUUUUAAUGUGAGUAAAGUACUUAAUUAUACUUCGGUUAGUGUUGAAAGUUCUAACUAAAGUGCUUGGAGAACCAUACUUAUUUUUAUUGUACUGUUCGAAAUCUUACCUUUGAAGUGGCGUUUAUAACGGCAUUUUAACGGCAAAACGGCAGUUUUAUCGGUGAAGACCUUUUCUUCUAUAUUUUGGUCCUAAAGCCGUCCCAUUGUGUCUGUUGACCCUGUCAGUAUAAUUUAAUUAUUUCUCUAGAAACUAAGCUCACAUAGGGAUUU
This is a messenger RNA of Spodoptera exigua (beet armyworm), 618 nucleotides long. NCBI's taxonomy places the organism in Eukaryota, Metazoa, Arthropoda, Insecta, Lepidoptera, Noctuidae. The record is from the annotation of a GenBank genome assembly.